Molecule: messenger RNA, 2169 nt
Organism: Salvia miltiorrhiza (redroot sage)
Lineage: Eukaryota; Viridiplantae; Streptophyta; Magnoliopsida; Lamiales; Lamiaceae
Exons: 6
Coding region: 40-2094 (684 amino acids)
Source: RefSeq, a predicted model, not a curated record
GGGUUCGGAAUAUUCUGCUUUUGGCGGGAAAACAUUCCAAUGCCAAACUUCCAGAUCAGCUCUCUGUUUGCGGUGCUGGCGUCCAAUCUCCGAACUCCGCAUCCGACGGCCGGUGAUGAAGUAACCCUAUCCCUUUCGAAUCUGAACCGUUCGCUCAAUCCGACCGAUGUCCCGAGGGUUCGCAUUCUGGACACCGCUCUCUCGCUCAUGCACUUCACUGUCCCACAGGUUCAUGAUUCGGUAAUUGAGUUCACGUUGAAAUCACUCGUUACGGUUUUGUCGUCUUCGAUCGAGUGUAAGGUGGUUAGAGUUAAUAAACAACUGGAUUUGAGAGUAGGCGGAUUGAUUUUGAAAAGCGAUUGUGCCAAUGUUAUGGAGGAGUGUGCUCGUGUUCUGGAGAAAUUGGAUGGCCAAAAAGGUGAUCUUUGUUAUUCGCUUUUGUACAACGUUAUCAGGGUGGCAGCGCUUGCACCAUGCUUUCCUUAUGCAAUGCUGUCAGAUUCUAUUCUCGACGCAAAAUGUUGUGAUUUGAGAACUACUGCUCUUGAAAACCUAGUUCGCUUAAUACCGAAGCAAUUCACUUUUAAGAAUGGUGAAAUACCUUUGAGGUUAUUGUCAUGGCAUUUAGACCCAAUGAUUUUGAAGCAAGAUGUAGCACAAGUUUUGCAAGAAUUCAUCACACGGCCAUUUCUUUCUUUGCAAACAGAAAUUUAUGACAGGAUAGAUUGGAGAUCCAAAAUAAUUUGCCUGGUGAUGUCACCAUCAAUGUUCAUUGAGACCAGGGCUCUCUUGCACAAGUGGUUCUUAAUGACGGGUUUGGCUUCUUUGAUGGAACUCCAGAGCGAAAUUGUUGGACAUGUGCUUGAUAUAAUAUCCAGACCGAUGUGGUGGGGUAUAUCCAUUGAAGUUGGAUCAAAGCUGCCAUUUUCUUUUGCAUACUUUCCCUAUCAGCAUCAAUUACUGAGAACUUUGGCUGGACCUAUAUCCCAGGAAUAUUUUAAGCAUUUGCUUCAAAAAGUAAGUGGCUCAGUAUCUGUCCCUGGAGGUGAUUUGCACAAAUCUUCUGGGAAAACUGCAACAGAUAUCAAUUCAGUAGAUCAUAAAUCUAUGUGGGCCAUGGUUAUGAACUUCCCAUGUUGGUUCUUUUUUGCAUCUAUGAUGAUAUUCUGCAACAACAGUAACAUUACUGUAGAUAGUUUGUGUUCGGAAUCCCUCUCUGGGUAUCUUAAACCUUGUAUGACUCAUGAUCCGGAGGUAACUUGUCCAGCAGAGGCAGGGAAGUUCAUGGCGUGGAUUCUGUACCCCAUGAGUGAAUCUACUCAAUGCCUUUUGGUUGAUUAUCUAGUCAAAAUCUCAGACUUAUGGUUGCAGAAGUGUGCCAGCCUGAAUAAAUGCCACGAGGUGACAAGUGUUGACGAGGAGGCUAAGAAGCCCAAAUCACAUGUUAAGAAUGAAAUAGCAUUGUAUGAGCUGGAUAGUUGUGCAGUUUCUCUUUGGCUCAAGGAAAUUAGAGACUUAUACACUAAGCAUUUUGGAGAGAAAGUUGGCUUUUCAACUUCCAAUACCAAAAGAUUCAGUAUCCACCAAAACCUAUUGUUAAGGAGGAUCCCAUUAGGCAUCCUGCUUCUGCAUCCUUGUCAUUUAAACGCAGAAGGAUGUUCUUUGCUUUUGCACUAUGCUGCUACCGGAACUGUCCAAGAGUUUUCAGGUAUUCAAAAUCCCAGACAAGGCCGAAAAAGAUGGAAACACAACUCAAUUAGGUCGUCCCUGUGCUGUAUUCAACAGUGCAGUAAAGCUGAAGCUAUUGCAGGGUGUAGAACCGUCUUUGACAUAACAGAUGUGGCUGAUAGUAUUUCUUAUUCUAUGUUUAAUGAAGAGGAGGGACUGAAUUUCGUCUGCCAAGUGAAGAUGAAGACCUGCAAUUAUCUGUUGCAGUGUGUGAAAAGGUUACUUGACAUCAAACAUGAUGAAGAUGGUCUCCAGAUGAGAAGGGAUCUUCUCUCUCGAGUAGUUAGGUGGAGACGUCAGCGGAAAGAUGUCUUUCAAAACAAGGAUCUUGAUAGUGUAUGUGAUGCAUUGAGUUUGAGUGUAUAAAAACCUUCCUUGUUUUAAUGCAUCAUGUAAUGGGUUUUGUAGUGCUUUUUUCUUGAAGAUAUAUUUUUUCCAGCU